Molecule: messenger RNA, 1018 nt
Organism: Candidula unifasciata
Lineage: Eukaryota; Metazoa; Mollusca; Gastropoda; Stylommatophora; Geomitridae
Source: the annotation of a GenBank genome assembly
GUGGAUUCUGCAUACGAUGCUGAUGAGGAAUCAGUUACACCAAACUCCAGCCCAGACCAGAAAUCUCCAUUAAACAAAGAUCCAUAUGAAAUGGAUAUGACAGAUGAUGAUGCUCCUGUUCUGAAACUGAAACAACGAAAAAAGAAUAACACAAAGAAAGCUCCAAAGCAAAUAACAACCAAAAAAUCCAAAAAGGUUGAAAAAUCACCAGUAGUGAAUCCAAAAAACAUGCCAACCAGCACGCCGGUGCUACACAGCAAUGGCAGCUCAACACAAGAGAAUUCUUUGUCAGCUACCCCAGAAGUGACACCCAUCCUUCCAUAUAAACCCCACGACUGCGCUUCACCAACAGAUAACAGCUUUGCCACGCCGCAGAUCCACAGACCCUCCCGAAAACGAAGCCUGGCCCCGGACUCACUCGUCACUUUCACUGUUGAACUGUCUUACAGUUCACAGGGUGAUUCUGGCAUAGUUGUGUCGCCGAUGACUAAAAAACCACGGACUUUAUCAGACACAGAAAAACAUGCCCGUCAGGUGGAGCCAGAGUCUUUGAAAUCUCAGAAGACAAAUAUAAUUAAUAAUCACAUGAAGGAACAGAAGCAUCUUUCCCAUAUUGAUCUCAAUAAGGUUAAUAAGAAAAAUAAUACAGUUUCUCAAUCGACUGUAUCAGAAAAGCUCACAACGGAACAAAUUAAUAAAAAUAAAAGCAAAAGUGACAGAGAUUCUUUCUUUGGAUUUGAUUCGUUUGAGUCACCAGUGAAAUCUGCUUUACCUCAAGCUUCAGAAAACUCACCACCAGUCAGAUCCAAACGGGUAAAGCUCCCCAAAAAGACAGUUAACCCUGUAGCCUCAAAAGAUGCAUAUCGUUCAGCAUGCAAAAAUUCAAGUGACUCUUCAUUAACCUGUCUCACAAAUGACAGAAUUCCCUUGGACGGUUCUGAGACUUCCCAAGAAAGUGUGCCUAGGGUCAACUCUGGAUCGCCAACUCUGUUCUCAGAUUCCUUCUCAGCUGAUUCAG